Nanorana parkeri is the source of this 772-nucleotide messenger RNA. Its product is annotated as microfibril-associated glycoprotein 4-like. The coding region runs from base 117 to 758 and encodes 213 amino acids. Gene Ontology annotation, biological process: elastic fiber assembly. Lineage: Eukaryota; Metazoa; Chordata; Amphibia; Anura; Dicroglossidae. The record is from RefSeq and is a predicted model, not a curated record. The transcript has 5 exons.
UCUGCUCUGCUUCUGUUAUCACAUUUAAAGCUCCUCUCAACCAGAAUCAGUUUGAUACUUGUCGUCUAGACUACACCUGCUUCCCUCUUGAUUGCAAGGAUGUGCAUGACAGUGGUAUGACCUCAGACGGCGUAUAUUUGAUUUACCCCAAAGGGCCGUAUUCAGUUCCAGUCCCAGUGUACUGUGAUAUGACCACGCCAAAGGGACCAUGGACAGUAUUUCAGAAAAGGUUUGAUGGAAGUGAGACUUUUUUACGAGGCUGGGAAGACUACAAGUCUGGAUUUGGGCGAGCUGACUCAGAAUAUUGGUUGGGUCUAGAGAACAUCUACCACCUUACCUUGCUGAGGUCCUACCGCCUGCGCAUUGACCUCACAGAUUUUGACAAUGACUCUCGUUUCGUGAUCUACAAUAGUUUUGCCCUCUCACCUCUUGCCAUCUCUGGUGAGAGAGACAGCUAUAAACUGCAUAUUGAUGGAUUUGAAGAGGGAGAUCCAUCCAGACCAGCUGGCAACUCUCUGUGGACCCAAAAAAACAUGAGUUUCUCCACCCACGAUCAUGACAGAGAUACAUAUACAGGAAACUGUGCCAGUAUGUACAAGGGAGGAUCCUGGUAUAGUGAUUGCCACUCUGCCAACCUGAAUGGACUGUACCUGAGGGGCCUGAGCCAGCAGUAUGCCACUGGUAUGACCUGGGCUGGAUGGCGAGGACACUAUUACUCCAUGAAGAGCACCCAGAUGAAGAUAGCUGUCAAUUUGUAAAUUACAAAUCACAU